Molecule: messenger RNA, 666 nt
Organism: Arachis ipaensis
Lineage: Eukaryota; Viridiplantae; Streptophyta; Magnoliopsida; Fabales; Fabaceae
Source: RefSeq, a predicted model, not a curated record
AUGGUUGAGACAACGAGGGAUGAAGAUCGGAUCGAGGAAGACAACCUGAAAGGAGGUAGGAAUGUGAUUCUACUGGAAGAGGCAGACAUAUCAAAAGGCUAUAUGGGAAACCCGGAAGGAUUUAGCGUGAGUGACAAAGGGGAUAAUUCCUUCCGAUUCUUUUUUAAUAAAGAAGUGGAUGUCUUGCGUGUUGAUCGUGGUUCUCCAUGGCUAUUCAAAGAUUAUGUGCUCCAUGUCAAGAGAUGGAAGGAAGAUCAGAUCUGUGAUGAAGAGAUUAUUUCCAAUUUUCCAGUUUGGGUUCAAUUUUGGGGUUUGGCAGAAUCGUUUAAAACCCUCGAAGUUGGACGUAAAUUAGGAGAGAAUCUGGGCACAGUGUUGGAGGUAGGUAAAUUUCAGAUGCGAGGCAGAGAUACUAGGAUUGUGAAAGCCAAAAUCAAUAUCGAUGCUACCAGGCAAGUGAGAGAUCAGUUAAUAGUGGCAGGACCUAAUAAAAAUGAGGUAGAAGUGGCACUGCGCUAUGAGAGACUUGGAAAGUUUUGUACCUAUUGCGCAAAAUUGGGGCACGAGGUGAAAAACUGCCAUGAUCUGCUGAAGGACACAGAGAGUGAGAUGGUAAAAGAGGAUGACAUUGGUGAAUGGGUUAAAGCUAGCCAAGUGGGAACGUGA